Messenger RNA from Dioscorea cayenensis subsp. rotundata (Guinea yam), 1606 nucleotides. RefSeq names its product cytochrome b561 and DOMON domain-containing protein At5g35735-like. The record is from RefSeq and is a predicted model, not a curated record. Lineage: Eukaryota; Viridiplantae; Streptophyta; Magnoliopsida; Dioscoreales; Dioscoreaceae. The transcript is spliced from 3 exons. The coding region runs from base 144 to 1313 and encodes 389 amino acids.
AACCUUUAUUUAUGUCUUCUUCUAUUCUUCUUCAACCCUCCUCCUGCCUCCAUAAAAAUCCCACCUUUCUCAUCUUCCAAUUCCGUCAAACUCCCAUUUUUCAUCCCUAAAUCCUUCCCAAAGCUCCCACCUUUCCCCCAUCCAUGGCCACCUCCUUCAUCCCCCUCCUCCUUCUUACCCUCCUCCUUGCGGGAUUCUCUCCAUCCCUUGCCCAGACCUGCCUUUCCGACACCUUCUCCGGAAACCGCUUCUACAGCAACUGCAACACCCUUCUGUACCUCGGAGCUAAAGUUCACUGGACCUACCACCCGAGCAACGCCACUAUCGACGUCGCCUACCGCGCCCCCAUCUCCUCCAACGGCUGGGUCGCAUGGGCUCUCAAUCCCACCGGCUCAGGCAUGAUCGGGGCUCAGGCUCUCUUCGCCUUCUCCGGAUCCGGUAGCGCCGUGAGCGUUUACGCCACCGCCAUCUCUAGCUACACUCCUGAUGUCAAAGAUGGUAACUUGAGCUUCAAGGUGUAUAGCAAGUCAGGGGAGUUGUCCAAUGGGGUGAUGACCAUCUUUGCGACGUUGGCGUUGCCUCAGAAUCGCACCACUGUGAAUCAAGUUUGGCAGGCUGGACCGUUGAGCAAUGGGGUGCCGGCGCAACACUCGACUACCGGUGAUAAUAUUAAGUCGUCCGGAAGCAUUGAUUUACUCUCCGGCUCCGUCAGCGGCGAUACCAGCAACUCCAGGCAGCGUCGUAAGAAUACGCAUGGUGUGCUAAAUGCAGUGAGUUGGGGUAUCCUGAUGCCUGUUGGAGCCAUCAUGGCAAGAUACAUGAAGGUGUUUGCCGAUCCCGCCUGGUUUUAUCUCCAUGUUGCUUGCCAGCUCUCGGCAUACAUUAUUGGAGUUGCUGGAUGGGGAACUGGUCUUAAACUUGGAAGCGAAUCUUCUGGAAUUACAUACCAUGGACAUCGCAACAUUGGAAUUGCUCUCUUCUGCCUUGCCACCCUUCAGAUAUUUGCUUUGCUUCUGAGGCCAAAGAAGGACAACAAAUACCGCUUCUACUGGAAUAUAUAUCACCAUUCAGUCGGUUAUUGUGUCAUAGUCUUGAGUGUCAUCAACAUCUUCAAAGGCUUUGAUAUAUUAAUCCCGGGCGAUGGCUGGAAAACCGCAUACAUUAUCAUCAUUGCAACACUGGGGGGUAUUGCAUUGAUCUUAGAGGUUGUCACAUGGAUCAUAGUUCUAAAAAGGAAGGAUCGGGAAGAAAAGUCUCACCAUGGCACUAAUGGUUUCAAUGGUUAUGAAGCCAGGCAGCAAUCGAGAGUAUGAGAAUCUCAUUUGUUUAUAAAUACGGUGUGUUUGCAGGUCAGUGUUCGAUUAUACCCUUUACAUUUAGAGGAGAGAUGUGGUUGCCGAUAUGGGUUCUAUUCUUUCUUAGAGUUGGUUUCACUGUGGAUUAGCCACAGAUAUGCUUGUACUGCCUCACUUCUGUAGAAUUAGACAUCUUUUUCUCUCUUUUUUCCCAUGUAUGAUUGAGCCAUUGUAUUUUCCCAUGUACGAUGAGCAUUACGGUUGGAUUUAUCAUCUUUGUUUGUGAUAUAUCAGUUGAUUGACAUAGUACU